AUAAAAACAACAGCACUGGUCAGGUUGUCCAAUCUCAAAAAUCAAAGGCAUCUCGCAAUUUUAGCUUCCUUUAAUCCAGAUCCGCAACUUUCUCUCUCACCCUUCAUUUUUAACCAAAGCUUCAUUUCAUCAUCAUAAUAUUUUUCAUUUUUUUUCUUAUUUUUAGAUUUUCCGUUAUUGUCCCCCCUUUCCAUCUUCUAAUCUAUGCAUGAAAAAUUAUUUGUUUAUUUUUUUUAAAUUUUUGAAAACAGAAGGAAAUUAAAAACACACCAGAAUUCCUGCAUAAGACAUUGGAUUGUACUUUAUAUUUUAUUUUCUUUUAUUUUCUUUUGUUAUUUUACAAUAAACAUAAAAUAAAUGUAUAUAAUGUAAUCUUUAUGUUCAAUGCCGGAAUUCUGGCCUCGGUUUUGAUUUCCUUGUCUUCAUCUUCUUCUUCAUUGUUCUGUUCAUUCUUGCAGACCAUAUUUUCCAUUUACAUUCUUGAAUUCAAAUCAAAUCAAUUCUUGUUUCUCCUUUGAAUCCUUUAUUUUCCCUUCUUGGGUUUCAAGAUUGAAGGGUUUUGGAAUUCUCUGUGCAUUUGAUAUCCUAAAGAUUUUUUGGAUAUUUUAAGGUGCAUUGAUUUGUGAGAUUACCAGGAAAAGAAAAUGGUAAAUUUGGGUUUCCAGCAUAAAUGCUGUGAAACCCACUUUGAAUGAUAUUGCAAAGGGUAAUGGUUUCUGCAUGUAUUCAACAGGAAUUCCCUGUUAGGCUGAGGUGAGAUUAUUAUGGGCUGCAUCUGCUCCAAAGGAGCUGCAGAUGAAGAUAUUAACAUAAACGAAAAUGAAAGAGAUAAAGAGAAGCAGAAUGAAUUUGACAAAUCAUCGGUGCAAUUGGUUGCUCCAGCACUCUCCAAGAAGGAGGAAGAUGAUUUUAGCCGCAAAGAUGGAUCUGUUCGUCGCGUUUCAAAGCCAGGGGCAGCCAUUGUUCCAUUAGAAGGUGGAGGAGAAAAGAAUAUAAAGAUUGUUCAUAGACCUUCAAUAGGUCGUCAUCAUCAGAGAAGGGCAACAAUGGAUUUUGGUUCCAGUGGAUGCCACAACCAUCUGGGUAGGAUUGUUAGCAUGCCCCAUGGGCCUGAAGGGGAACUAAUUGCUGCAGGUUGGCCACCAUGGUUAACCUCAGCUGCCGGCGAAGCCAUCAAAGGUUGGCUUCCUCGACGAGCAGAUUCCUUUGAGAAGCUAGACAAGAUUGGACAAGGAACUUACAGCAGUGUAUAUAAAGCCCGAGACCUCGAAACUGGGAAAGUUGUUGCAAUGAAGAAAGUUCGAUUUGUGAAUAUGGAUCCUGAAAGUGUACGUUUCAUGGCUAGGGAAAUCCAUAUCCUGCGUAAACUUGACCAUCCAAAUAUCAUGAAACUUCAAGGUAUAGUCACUUCCAGGAUGUCUGGAAGCUUGUACCUUGUCUUCGAGUACAUGGAGCAUGAUCUUGCAGGACUUGCAGCAACUCCUGGCAUUAAGUUUACAGAACCACAGAUUAAAUGUUAUAUGCAACAACUUUUUCGUGGCCUUGAACAUUGUCAUGACCGUGGGGUACUACACCGAGACAUCAAGGGUUCAAAUCUUCUGCUUGAUGAUAAUGGAGUUCUCAAGAUUGGAGACUUUGGUCUGGCAACCUUUUUUCAACCUGAUCAAAGUCAGGCUUUAACAAGUCGUGUCGUCACCCUCUGGUAUAGGGCACCUGAGCUUUUACUUGGUGCUACACAAUAUGGAGUAGCCAUAGAUUUGUGGAGCACUGGUUGCAUUCUUGCUGAGUUAUUUGCAGGGAAGCCUAUUAUGACAGGAAGAACAGAGGUGGAGCAAAUGCAUAAGAUUUUUAAGCUUUGUGGUUCGCCCUCUGAAGACUACUGGCAGAAAACAAAACAGCACCAUGCAACUAGUUUCAAACCACAACAGUCUUACAAGCGUUGUGUCACCGAGACAUUCAAAAACUUUCCCCCUUCAGCUCUGUCUCUUGUUGAUAAGCUCCUGUCAAUGGAACCAGAAGCUCGGGGUUCUGCAACUUCAGCUCUAAGGAGUGAGUUCUUCAAUACAGAACCCUUACCUUGUGAUCCAUCAAGUAUUCCAAAAUAUCCUCCAAGUAAGGAAUUGGAUGCAAAGGUUCGAGAAGAAGAAGCAAGAAGGAGAAGAGCAGAGGCUAAAGGACGCGGAGCAGAAUCUAUAAGAAUUGGUACUAGAGAUCUUAAGAGAGACAAUUCACCAGAAUUCAUUCCUCAGGGGCAGACAAAAACUACAAGCACAAGUUACAAAUAUGAUAUCCAAGAAGAUGCUGGUUCUGGUUUCCGAAUCGAGCCUCCCAGAGUGGCUAAUAAGAACAGUGUUUUAUCUCAGUCUAGUUCAAUGAUUCAUCCUGUAAUAGGAUCAUCGUUAAAUAAGAAUGUAGGCUCUUCAAGACAUAAAACAGAAGUGAAGACCCAGAAAUCUUACAUGCCUCAGGCUGCUGUAGACAUCUCCAACACCUCUCUUGAGAAGGAUGAAAGAGUGCCUGCCAAAGAUUCUAUGGGGUAUGUUCCCAGGAAAAACAGGAUUCACUACUCUGGACCAUUGAUGCCUCCUGGAGGAAACAUUGAGGACUUACUUAAAGAACAUGAGAGACAAAUCCAACAAGCUGUUCGCAAAGCACGUCUCGAGAAGUCUGGAACCAAAAGUAACCUUGAUGGAUAGAUUCAUCAGCUACAUGAGUGAUCAACAAAAUUACUCAGACUCUUACAUCUUGCAAGGAAGAAUCCUUCUUUCUGGUGUCUAUUUUACUCACCUGCAGAACACAAUUGCAAACCAGCAGAACUUCCAGGGAGACAAUAGCAUUGCAUUGCUGGGUUUGACUAAGAUAUAGCUGAUUGUACUUGAGUAGGCAUUGCCAGAUAACUCUUUUGCAGUGAUAUUUUUAAAGGAAAAUACAAUUGUGUAUGAAGCAAGAAGGUUCUUUUUGGUAUUAUUUGAAUAUUACAGUUGAAAACGGUGGGAAUUUGCUUUGCAAAGUGGAUCGGGCUUGUUGGGUAGUAGCUGGUUAUCAUACAUUGUAUAGUAUCCAAUAUCUUCUUCCAGAAAUCAUUGUAUUUAAUCAUGAGGGAAUAGAUUGGUUCUGGGUGUUCAUAUUUUAAACAA
This is a messenger RNA of Hevea brasiliensis (rubber tree), 3137 nucleotides long. Its product is annotated as probable serine/threonine-protein kinase At1g09600. The record is from RefSeq and is a predicted model, not a curated record. Bases 765 to 2696 code for a protein of 643 amino acids. Gene Ontology annotation, molecular function: RNA polymerase II CTD heptapeptide repeat kinase activity; ATP binding; cyclin-dependent protein serine/threonine kinase activity. Gene Ontology annotation, biological process: positive regulation of transcription elongation by RNA polymerase II; protein phosphorylation. Gene Ontology annotation, cellular component: nucleus; cyclin-dependent protein kinase holoenzyme complex. Lineage: Eukaryota; Viridiplantae; Streptophyta; Magnoliopsida; Malpighiales; Euphorbiaceae. The transcript is spliced from 7 exons.